This is a messenger RNA of Galleria mellonella (greater wax moth), 2088 nucleotides long. RefSeq lists its product as uncharacterized. The transcript has 9 exons. The coding region runs from base 396 to 1679 and encodes 427 amino acids. Lineage: Eukaryota; Metazoa; Arthropoda; Insecta; Lepidoptera; Pyralidae. The record is from RefSeq and is a predicted model, not a curated record.
AAAUUGCAAAUUAUGAAUGUGUUAUAAUAUAUUUAAUACGCAUAAUUGUCGACGUUUUAUUUUACAUUACAUUGUACAAUAUAUGAGUUAGUGGCAUUCAUAAAUUAUAAGCAAAUAACAGUUUAGCGACAACUAUAUUUUUUGUAGGUACACUGGUUAACGGAAAUGACGUGUUUUAUGGAAGAAUGCAUGUAAAACGUUGGCAUGACGGCGGUCAGUUUUGAAUUUCAUUGUUUGUUCAAUAGUUUAAUAUUUAACAGUGAUUUUUUUCUCUGUGAUUAAAUCGAAUUCUUGUGAUUGUGUAGACAUUAAUUAGUAGUUUUUAUAUUCGAGAAUUUAACCUGCAGAGAGUACGUUAUUGUAAUUUUACGUCAUUUGCAGAAGUUUUUAUCAUAAUGCAUAAUAAUUAUACAUCUUGUAGUUUAUUCACUGACAAUUAUUCUGAAUCUAAUAUUAUGGCAAAGAUUAGAAGAUUAAAAAUACAAGAGGAUCUUAUUACUCAAAAUAUUAAUAAAUAUAAUACGAAAAUAAGGAACACAGAGUACGCUAAUAUGCGUCACAAAACAAAUUGUGAAUACAAAGAUUUUAUUUCAAGAUUGCAAAAUUCAUACACUGAAAUAAAAAAUUUGUUUGAGUCUGUAAAGACUAUUGCUCAUUCAAGAGAAACCUUACAAUCUGUCGGUAUCGACGACGUGAAGAACGAUGUUUUUGGCUUAGAAACAAAAAUAAAAGAGUUCAAGUUAUAUCUCCAUUCUAAAUUAAAUUCUUUAAAAUCAAAUGAACAACACUUAAUCAAAGAUAUACAUACGAUAGCACAUCAAUCAGCAAAGACGAAAACAUUAAAAAAAUUAAAUAAUAAAUCAUACAAUGAUAUCAUUCCAAGUCCAGUAAAAACAAUUAUAAAUUCUCCAUUUAAAUGCAUUGAAGUUCAAGAAUUCCAAAAUUUUAUUGCCGCUUAUCGUCGAUAUGGAGGAUGGAAUGAGUACAAUCACAAUAUAUUUGUACGAUUAUGGAAAAAGUAUUUUGAUACAGAGAAAUACCUAGAUUCAACAUAUCAGUAUUCAAGUUCUGAAAACUUCCCAAACAUUGUGGGCGAUCUUGUUGAAAAAAUUCCAGGUACAACUAAAGAUGAAAUUAUUGCGCAUAUAGAAUGGUAUAUAAAAUAUCUGUACUUGAAAGAUCGUCAGCAAAAAGCUUUAGAUAAAUGGAAAACAAAUAAAAAGAAAAUAAACAAAUGUCAUCGUAUUUUGCAGAAUCAAAAAACUAUCGGACAAGAGGAGCUUGCGAAGGCAUCAACUAAAAGGAUUUGUGGGAACAGGCUAGAGAAAUAUCAAAACGUAAAAAGGACCAAUUCAGAAGAUGAAAAACCAACGGAGAAUACGAUAUCUUCGGAUAUAUUUGAGGACGAAUGCGAAAUGUCUUUGUUGAACUUAUUUGAUGAAAAGCAAAUAUUUAGUGAUUUGUUGACUGACGUAGAUAAUAAUAAAACAUCUAAAGAUUGCACAAAUAUAAGAAAAAAUGAUAAAUUACUACAUCGCCUAUCGAAACCCACGAAACAAUGGAGGGAAAGGUGUAAUACAAAAUUGGACACCAGUACAGCAUAUCAUCAAAUAAACAGUAUUGAUAACACAGGAAAACUUGGUGUUCCAAAAUGGAGGUUAAGUUUUCGAGAGGAAUAGAUGCUACAGUUUCUAUUAACUAUCUAGUAUUAUGUGACUAAUUUUAAAAAUAUAUAACAGUGUAAAAGGUCUACUCACGUAUCCUAAUUUGGCCCUUAGGUUUUUAUCACGAAAAAGUUAUAUUUUUCCAGUAGUAUUCUAAAAUGGAGAUUAAGUUUUCAAAAAGAAUAGACGCUUCAGUUUACUAUUAAAUAUCUAGUAAUAGGUAACGAAUUUUUAAAAUAUAUAAUAGUGUAAAAGAUCUACUCACGUGGCCCAAUUUAGUCAUUAGGUUUUUAUCGAUUAUUGAUAAAUGAUUAAUAAAGUAGCUCAGUACAUAAGAAGCCUAACUGUUAAUAUUCUUCUUAACUAUGCAGUAGUAAUCAAAUGUGUGUUAAAAAAUUAAAAUUAAACUUAAUAUUUAUGACUG